Cutaneotrichosporon cavernicola is the source of this 1410-nucleotide messenger RNA. RefSeq lists its product as uncharacterized. The record is from RefSeq and is a predicted model, not a curated record. Bases 1 to 1410 code for a protein of 469 amino acids. NCBI's taxonomy places the organism in Eukaryota, Fungi, Basidiomycota, Tremellomycetes, Trichosporonales, Trichosporonaceae. The transcript has a single exon.
AUGUUUCCACAGCGCAUGCCCGUUGGCCGGCCCAGCGCGGACGCGCCCGUCUCCGUCGUCGGCUCCGAGUUCUCAGACCUCUACAACCGCCAUCUAUCCACUGAGGGUCUCCCUCCCCCACCGGGGCUCGGCGCACUCGCAGCGUACCCCAUCAGCCCGCUGGCGUCGCUGGCGUCGCUCGUGUCCCGCCCCCUCCCGCCUCUUCCGGACGCGCCUCUUCCCCCAAUCCAGAAUGACAGUGAGAGCGAGCACACGUUAACGCCCGACUCUCCAUUAGGCUCGCCCACUCCUACGCCCUCACCCACUCCGCGUCCCCCCUCCCCAACGCCCCUCUCAACCCACUCCCUCUCUUACGCAAGUCACAGCGCCUGUUCUGUGGACCCAACCACGCCAACUUCGCUGGUAAUGUCACGCUCGACCCAACCCUCACUCCCGGCCCAGCUUUCGAUGGCCAUCUCGCGACCAACCCUCACCCGUUCCCUCCCGUCUGAUAGUUAUGAGCGAUACACUCGCCCGCGUGACGCUCCCCCUCAUCCAACUACCCGCCCCUUCAGCUGGGGACUCGGCGACGUCGACCUCCUCCCCACCAUCUCGCCGCGGCGCGCUCCAUCUCCCACAUCUUCAAUUGUGACGGAGGAACUAUCGAAAAUCUCCCGCCCAGUGUCCGCUUGGCUGGGAUGGUCGCAGCGGCGUACAUCCAACCUCUCUCGCGGAUGGAGCCUCACACCUAAGAAGAAGACGUUCCAGAACCCAGUCUCGCCUCAUCAAGUCCAGUUUCACCCACCGCGUACCUUCUCAAGCCCUCCCAGCCCAUCCCCAUUCCGACACACCCCAGCCCCGUUCCUCGUGCCAAUAGACUCUACUCCAUCGUCCCGCUCGUCCCCCUCUUUUUCAGGCCAUAUCGCGGCCACCACCAACCACUCGAGCGUGACAGAAUCGGACGGCCGCGUCGCUGCCUGGCUUGGCGCCGCCCGCAGGGCAAGCGACGACAUGCACGAACGAGCCAAGCCUCCAAUCUACGCCGUUCUCCGCGACGACGACGGAUCGGAACGUACCCUCGGCCCAUGGCCUCUCCCACCGCGCCGCCUGCCCAUUCCUCUGCCUACCCUGCCGCCUCUCAUCCCGACACCGCCACCGCCCUCCCCAAUCAGGGUAUACCACUACCCCGCCGUCGCGGGCUGGUCGGCGCACCAUCUUCCGCUGGCUCACAGCCCGUUCGAGGAUCCCAUCCUCUGGAAGGAGGAGAGGAAGGGCAUAUUCGACGCGAUGUGGGGCGUUUGUGUCGCGGCACUGGCGUACCUCCUCGCCCUCAUUCGACGCCAGGAAGGCGGCUCGGCGUCUAUCCACACGGAAGCUCUUCCAUCGCACGGAACGUCGGCAGAGUUGAUCCGCCGAAACGUUGAAUUUUGA